CCACCACAACGGAAUCAAACAAUGGAAAGGGGAAAGGACGUACGAUGUUGAUCGAGUGAGAGGCGGGAUCCCGAGCUUACGAGUACUUGCUUGUGGAUGCUAUAAAAAACGGGAUCCCUAUUGUUCGUAAGUUGGUACUUGUAAGGUCAGGUUAAAUAGAUAGGAAUUAUUUAUAUAAAUGGUUGUAUAUAAUUAGUUGAAGUAACGUGUGCUAAUAUGAAAGCUAGAAUAGACUCGUUGUCCAAUGAAAGUGGUAUAAUUAAAUACAUCUCUAAUCACCUAUAAUUUGUCAUGUUCUGAAGAACGCCCAAUUAUAAAAACAGCAUAAGCCCCAGGCAGAUGGCAGUAGCAAAAGCAAAGACAAAAAGAAGAAUGGCGGAUUGGGGCCCUGUUCUUGUGGCGGUGAUUCUGUUCAUCCUGCUAUCGCCGGGGCUUCUGUUCCAAGUCCACGGCGCCGACAAGUUCAUCCAGUUCGGCAACUUUGAGACCAGCGCUACCUCCAUUUUUCUUCAUUCCCUCAUCUUCUUUGCUCUCUUUUGCCUCUUCACUCUCGUCCUCCAUCUUCAUAUCUACGUCUGAUUCCAUCCUUUUCUCAUCAAUUCUUACUUGUAAUGAUCUUUCAAUUCAUCAUUUUUCUUUUCGUUUCGCAACACUUUGUAUCGAUGUUGUAGUUAUUUAAAUCUCGUGAUUUUUUCUCACUUCUACAUAACGUGAGAUU
Molecule: messenger RNA, 718 nt
Organism: Cucurbita maxima (winter squash)
Lineage: Eukaryota; Viridiplantae; Streptophyta; Magnoliopsida; Cucurbitales; Cucurbitaceae
Exons: 1
Coding region: 340-579 (79 amino acids)
Source: RefSeq, a predicted model, not a curated record